Messenger RNA from Candida tropicalis MYA-3404, 708 nucleotides. RefSeq lists its product as uncharacterized. The transcript has a single exon. The coding region runs from base 1 to 708 and encodes 235 amino acids. The record is from RefSeq and is a predicted model, not a curated record. Lineage: Eukaryota; Fungi; Ascomycota; Pichiomycetes; Serinales; Debaryomycetaceae. Gene Ontology annotation, cellular component: cytoplasm; mitochondrion.
AUGGCACCUAUACCUCCAACACCUGCACAAGACAUUUCAAUUCUUCAUCCAAAAGUUUUACUUCUUUCAGCAGGAAUAACAACAUCCCUUUUUCUUGGAUACAGAUUUUAUACUCGAUAUGUUAGAAGAGUACGAACAUAUUUAGAUUUAACCCCAUCAAUAAUCGAAAACAAUAAGAAACUAUAUGGAUAUGUGACUCGAGUUGGUGAUGGUGAUAAUUUUAGGUUUUAUCAUACUCCCGGUGGCUUAUUAAUGGGAUGGGGUUGGUUAAGAAAAAUACCAACUACUAGAAAAGAAUUGAAAGAUGAAACAUUAAUGAUUCGUUUAUGUGGAAUAGAUGCUCCUGAAGGAGCUCAUUUUGGUAAACCAGCACAACCAUUUGCUGAUGAUGCAUUGAAUUGGUUACGUGGAUAUGUGGAUGGGAAAUAUGUAACCAUAACUCCAUAUUCAAUCGAUCAAUAUAAACGUGUUGUGGCCAGAGCACAAAUAUGGAAAUGGACAGGUAAAAAAGAUGUAUCUGCUGAGAUGUUAAAAACAGGAUAUGCCAUUGUUUAUGAAGGGAAAGCAGAAGCGGAAUUUGGUGAUAACGAGGAUUGGUAUAGAAAGCUAGAAGCUCAUUCAAAACGUUUAAGAAAAGGUGUUUGGUCAUUAGGAAAGAAACUCACUACUCCUGGAGAAUUCAAAAGAGUUCAUUAUCGUGGAGAAUAA